GAUAGAAUGAAAAAUGCAUUAAUCGAUGGGCCGAAAGGCACUACUAUUCAAUUUUCUCGUUCAAAGGAUGAAAAUGACGUUUAUGUCAAUUAUGGUGCGCAGGAAAUGCCGGACAGGAAACGUCGCAACUUAACCGAAAUCGAUAAAAAACCAAUCAUCUUAUGUGAAAUUGAUAAAAAACCAAUAAUUUUACAUGAAAUUGAUAAUCAGGUGAAUCAGAUCUCAAGUCAAAAAGAAACUUCGCAAGUAACAUUGAACCAAAAGGCCUGCCAAGUUUCAGAAAAAAAUUCGCAAGUAACAUUGAACCAAAAGGCUUGCCAAGUUUCGGACGAAUUAUUAAUUGUUUCUAAAUAUUGUUUUUAUGAAAACAGGUAA
This is a messenger RNA of Dentiscutata erythropus, 375 nucleotides long. The record is from the annotation of a GenBank genome assembly. NCBI's taxonomy places the organism in Eukaryota, Fungi, Glomeromycota, Glomeromycetes, Diversisporales, Gigasporaceae.